Peronospora matthiolae is the source of this 1881-nucleotide messenger RNA. NCBI's taxonomy places the organism in Eukaryota, Oomycota, Peronosporomycetes, Peronosporales, Peronosporaceae. The record is from the annotation of a GenBank genome assembly.
AUGAUCCAUUCUGAUCCACCACAUCAAGACGCUCGCCGUCAGCCCGCGACCUUUAGCAAACGUUCCAAGCGCGACCGCGAGGGAGAGAGCGCUCGCAUCUGCGCCACAGCGCAGCAGUUGCAGUUCCGCCCCACCCGCCACCUGUUUUCUUCCGCCUUGGCUAUGCGAAAAGCCAAGUCAAGUCAAGCCAAGCCACACCCGCCCAGUCGAGUCGCAGCAGUGCAGCCGGUACCAGCCGCUUCCCCCGUCCACUUGGCGCGCGCUCAGACGAACGAAAACCUUCGUGUCAGCCGUUGCCCGCCACUCGUCGCUUUUCCCACUUGGAGUCCCAGAGAAGCGCAAAAUUUCGUCUUUUGCCGAGUCACUCGCUCACUCGCUCCGUCCGUCGGUCGGUCGGUGCCUUGCCCGUUCCUUCCUCGCUCAUUCCUCAACUCGCCAGCUCGAGCCCAAGCAGCUGGAGCCGUGCGGCCGGUUCUGUGUCUGUCCCUCGUCCGACCUCAUUCCCUCGCUCGCCUCCCCCCCGUUGUCAUGCCCGGUCCAUUCGUUGACGUCGUGGCCGUCGCGUCGCCCACAACAGCCGCCGCGCCGUUCAAAGACGUCCCGGGUGUCGUCCCCGUGCGGGAGGGACGGUCGCAGUCGCUCACGGCGCUGCCCCGCCGCGCCUCCACCGCCAGCGUGCUCACGGUCGAGCGCAGCGCCUCUGCCUUCCACCUGCAGCAGGACCAACAACAACAACAACACGCGCGGCAGACGCGACGCGCCCUCAGCUCCGCCACGAGCACGUCCUUGAGCCUCUUGCAAGAGGAACUGGGCUACCCCCGACGGGCGCAGGUCUCAGCCUACGACGGCGCGAGCUGCAGCCGUCGCCGGUCGUCAGUCGUCGACACGUCGUCGGCCGUCGCUCAGCCCAACGACGACGACAACGACGACGACCAUCGCCGUCCACUCCCUCGUCGCCUCCACAGUACCACUAGCCGCCCUCAUAACUCUUGUAACAAUCUCACUAGUAGCGGUAGCAGCAGUAGCAGCAGGUGUGGGGGGGCGCUCUCUAGUCGCACGCUCUUCAGCUCGAGCGACGACGACGAUGGCGCGUCUGUGCCAUGGCAUGACCGGCCGUCGUCGUCCCUGGACCGAGACGGAGGCGACGAGGACGAGAACUUUAUGAACUACCGCCGCGCGUGCGUGACGGGCUACAGCCGCGACACGGACGGCGUCGUGUACUACGAAGUGAUUGUCAAGAGUCUCGCCCACGGGCCCUUGUCGGCGUACAAAGUGCGACGGCGGUACUCGGAGUUCCGUGCCUUGCACGUCGCUCUUCAGCGCGUCAUGGCCGUCUCGGCCGUCACGGCUCUGGCUCGGCUUCCGGGACGACAUCGAGACAGGAGGGACGACGAGCCGACGUUGCCGCCGCUGCCGGACAAGGGCGGCGUGUGGAGCUACCUCCAGUUCGACAGCAUUCCGCUGUUGGAGCGGCGCGCCAAGUACUUCCACGCGAUGCUCGCGGCGGCCCAGCGGCAUCCAAAGGCUCGGGCGAGUCGCCUCUUGAACGACUUUGUCGGGACUCCGCCGGACCUCGUGUCCCUCUACUCGAGCGUCGAGAAUAGCUACGUGAGCUUGAACCGGUUUGCAGCGCCCAAGUUGAGCUUUGCCAUUGAGAUCCAAGAGAGGAAGGAGAAGGCCGAGAGCAUCCGACGGCGACGGAACUCGCUGCAUCGCCAGAGCUUUACGGGCUCGUUGGAUGCCAGUUUCCUCAGCUCGUGUCCCUCGCAUCCACGUGCCACGAAUGCAGUUGCGUCCACUGUCGGUCGAUCGUCUGCUGAGCAUUGGGACACCACCAAGCGCUUUCGUAGUGUGAUUCCAGUUCUUCAUAACCUCGUGUGA